Cricetulus griseus (Chinese hamster) is the source of this 4951-nucleotide messenger RNA. Lineage: Eukaryota; Metazoa; Chordata; Mammalia; Rodentia; Cricetidae. The record is from RefSeq and is a predicted model, not a curated record.
ACUUCACAAUGUAGCCCCGAUUCCAGGCUGUCAUUCACAGAAAAUGGGAAAGGAACAAGGGACAGAAGGAAGGUGCAGAAGCCAGCGAGAACACAGAGUAAGGAGGGAUCAUCGCAUCCACUUGGUGGCCUGAAGCCUCCAUGCCACCGGGUGAGGAAGGACUCACAGACAUCCAGAGGAGAAGCCAAAGAUGUUGACCAGGAAGAUUAAACUCUGGGACAUAAACGCCCACAUCACUUGCCGCCUGUGCAGCGGCUACCUCAUUGACGCAACUACAGUGACUGAGUGUUUGCACACAUUCUGCAGGAGCUGCCUGGUGAAGUAUCUGGAGGAGAAUAAUACCUGCCCCACUUGCAGGAUCGUGAUCCAUCAGAGCCACCCACUACAGUAUAUUGGUCAUGACAGAACCAUGCAGGACAUUGUUUACAAGCUGGUACCAGGCCUCCAGGAAGCGGAAAUGAGGAAACAGAGAGAAUUCUAUCACAAACUGGGCAUGGAGGUACCAGGUGACAUCAAGGGGGAGGCGUGCUCAGCCAAACAGCACUUAGAUCCCCGAAAUGGUGAAACCAAAGCAGACGACAGUUCCAAUAAAGAGACAGCAGAAGAGAAGCAGGAGGAGGACAAUGACUACCACAGGAGUGACGAGCAGGUGAGCAUCUGUCUGGAAUGCAACAGCAGCAAACUACGGGGCCUGAAGCGGAAGUGGAUCCGAUGCUCAGCCCAAGCCACAGUGCUGCAUCUGAAGAAAUUCAUCGCCAAGAAGCUCAAUCUCUCCUCCUUCAAUGAGCUGGACAUUUUAUGCAAUGAGGAGAUCCUGGGCAAGGACCACACUCUCAAGUUCGUGGUUGUUACAAGGUGGAGAUUCAAGAAGGCACCCCUCCUGCUACACUACAGACCCAAGAUGGACUUGCUGUAAGCCCAGCCAGACUCAGCCCACACCCAGUGUUCUACACGGCAAAAUGUGCCGUGGAAUGUUGCCUCUGGGUGCCAUGUGGACCAGAUUUCUGAAUAGAGAAUAUUUAUAACUUUUGUAUGAGAGAAUCCACUCCCAACAAGACACUACCAGCACGCGUUUACAGAGGAUGAAAACACUUCGCAGUUUGCUCGUCUCUGCUUCAGGUCCCCAGGCCAGAGAAUAAGUGAAAUAGUGACACGUUUCCACACCACGUCUGAAUACAGCACCUCUGCUUGCUUUCCAGGUCUUGAGAAUCAGAGUUUGUUUUGGUUUAAUUCGUGGAUUAGUUUUCAUGAUAAGCCUCAGAAAUACUUGUACUUUCAUUAAGUCCUUCCUAAGUUAUUGAAAGUCUUUUUGUGGUAUAUAUUUAUGUUGCCUUUAGCUUCCUGAAGACUUAAGAGAUAUAUAAAAAUUUAAUUUAAAGUAUACCCAAAGAGGCUUGCAGUAAUACUAUUAUUUAGCCAUGGUGUUUAAUUUCCCACUUUCUAGAGUACAGCAGAGGCCCAUUCCCAAGUUUGAUUGAGUCUUGUGCUGUGCACCCUGGGAUGGUGGUCUGUGCUGGGUGGGCAAGGCAAGACCCUUCAUCACUCCCCAAUGUCGUGUGGCUGCAAUUCCGGCACCCUCGGUAAGGCAAACUAGAGGUGGUUUGGCCAGUGCAGCGCUGGCUUGUUGAAAAGUUCUUGAGAUAAUUAUCCUUGGAAAUGCCAUCACUGAAGUUCCUGCCUUUCCCUUUUUGUUUUUCUUCUGCUAGCAAGAUGUGGUGGCUAUGUUUGUCACUUAUCAAACAGCACAAGCCAUCCUGUGGGGAGACCUUAUGAAGACACUUGGGAGGCAGCCUCUAGCUUCCAUGUCCCUGGUAGUUGGUAUUCCCAGGCUUGCCUUCCCGCUCAUGGGGUUAACAUGCAUUCUUUGGGCCCCUUUUUCAGGAAAGGUAACUGAGCUACCUGUUCAGCAGAAGUUGCUUUUUUAGUCACAGACAGGAUACUUACUAUUUGUUAACCUGCCCCUUCACAUGUAAUUUUUGUUUUUUUUUCGCUGGGUUAGAGAGUAAGAUGCCAACAUAUCCAACUUUAUUCUCUCUUGAAAGGGGUAUGAAGGCAAGAGUAAGGAGAAGGGGUACUGCCCUGGGGUUCCCAGGGACCUCUCUCAGUCUGGGUACCCUCUUACACACCCCCCCCCACCCAUGGGAACUGCAGAACCCUGUAAUCCCAGCGGUGGGCAGAUGAGGAUUUUAGUGUGUCCCUUGGGGCCAGGAUUUCUGAGUCUUCGCCUUAGCAACUGGAAUUUUUCUUGGAUUUGCUUUGACAGUUGGGAUUGGGUUUAUCAGCACCCUUGUUUUCUUCUACUUCCUCUUUCACUUACACAGUGUCAGAAGCAGCGACUAGUGAGACCCAAUGUUACUAAGAAUAAAACAUCCAAAUUAGCUCAACCUUUAAUGUGUGACCUUCUAAAACAAAAGCAAGCUCUUUGUUUAGAAUUGAUCAAAAUUCACCUCUAUUUAAGCCCAGGACUGUUUGGACUAUUCAGUUUCCUGAGUUUGCUAUUCAUCCAAAUCAUUUCUAGAGUUACUAUACAAGGGUUUAUGCGUAAAUAUUACCUGUCUACCUCAGAACACAAGUGCUGCUGAAGCAUUCUGCAAGACCGUGUUCUCACAAUGCAGUUACAUUAGAAUUUAGGUAUUUUCCCAUGUGGUGAAAUUAAAGAAGAGUUAAACAGUUAGAAACUUCCAAAUUAAAAUAAAGUUAAUUUACAGUUCAGAUCAAACUUAGUAUGGCUGUAUAAUCUCAUGAUAUAUAUUUGUAACUUUGUAGCUACUUUUAGAACCACUUGACUUUGCUAUGGUGCUAAGUUGAUAGAUCUACGUAUUCAGCGAGGCGGACAUUGCACCUGACGUCCCAGCUGGGCGCCACUGCCCCAACAGCCCUGCUUCUGUCACCACGCUAACCUGAUAAACCUCAGCAGCAAAAAUACCUAUUUUUCUAAGAUUCCAUCAUACGCCUGUCUGUACUGCAGACAGUUUCCCGAUGCCCUUCUGCCCUUUGAUCUGACCUGUAGCCUUACCUCGCUCAUAGAUGAAGCAGAGUGAGCUUGCGUCAGAUGGAAGUUUCCAGGCGCCUGGUUUCACUCCUGCCAAGCUCCAUGUGACAUCCAAGGCCAAAUUUUAUUUUUCCAGCAUGAACACUAGGAUCAGUUGGUGAUUGGUCCUGUCCAGCUUUUUUUCCAGCGUGAACAUUAGGAUCAGUUGGUGAUUGGUCCUGUCCAGCUUUCUCAGCAGGUGGAGCUCCUGUGAAGUUGUUUUCAUAGCUGCCGAUGCUAGCAAUCGGUGUGUCCAACCGGCAGCCCCGGGACCAGCCUCCCAGCAAGUGGUCUCGCUUAAUACCGUUUUCACAAAAAUAGAAAACUCAGAUAGAAUAUAUAAUAUUGAAUUUAAGAUUUGGGGGGUUAAAAAAGAAAACUUAACUUUAUAAAAUUAUUUAUUCUAUUUUAAGCCUUCUAUCAUAUUUUCCCAUCCAGUUGUUUGGUUUCUGUGGUCCAGCUUUAUUUACAGGCAUAUAAGAUAAAAUUGUGAGAUGUUUUGCAAGCUUCUUUUACUUUAUGUAGCCUUUGGUUUGUAUGUUUUUAUAGGGAUGAAGAGCAUUUUUAUGCUUUUGUGCAAUAGGCUCCAACAUGCAUUUAUUAGAGUGUUUAAAUUGUGAUCUAGCAUCGAUUCUACUAAAUUGAAAGGGAAUAUAGGUGGAAUUUCAAUAUCUGUGCAUUCUUUGGUUUUGCCUUUUCCACUGUUAUAAGAAUGCUGUUAUUGGGAUUGCAAGUGUGUGUGUGUGUGUGUGUGUGUGUGUGUGUGUGUGUGUGGAUAUGUUCCAUCAAUAUUAAAAGAUAAGCAGCCAGGCAGGAAGUGAUGAGGUUGGCACCAUGUUAGGCUUGGCAUCUACUGUGGGUACGCCCAAGUCCUUGAGCUGAGUAUGUGGCUGAGCCAUCCUGGGAGUUGGGAUUUCGUUGUCUCCACCUAUAAACCUGGCAGUGCUGCUCUUCGUGGGCCUACUGGCCCCUGAUGCCUGCCCUGGCAUCAGAAUCUUUAGAGGCUGGUGUGUUUUGUUUCUGAGGGCAUACAGGGUGGCGUAUCACAGUGCUCUGAAAUGUAUCAUUAGAUUACAUGUUCCAGGAAUGAGCCAACUGAGUUCUACUUUGUAUAUCAAUAUAUAAUAUGCUCCUAAAACACUUAAAAUAAAUUUAGUACAGAUAGUGACCUCUCUCUCUCUCUCUCUCUCUCUCUCUCUGUCUCUCUUUCUCUCUCUCUCUCACACACACACACACACACACACACACACACACACAGCCAGUAUCUGUUUCCUCAGGAAAUCAUUUAAACCCCAACACAUCACAGGUGACCUUAACAUGAAAAUAACUCUGCCUUGAUAUUACAUAUACCAAGUAAAUAAACUGGGAUACACAGAUUAGAAAAGUCACUUACUUGCACCACUGUCUGCAUAGCUUGCAUUCCUUCAGGCAGGGAGUACUGCCCCCAUCAGGAACAACUGUGUGGUUCUGUGGCUCUCACAACCAGUGUUCCUACUGUCACUUACUCCCAUCCAAGAGCACAUUUGGAGAAAGAACUAAAGUGUGCCCGUGAGAUAUGUGUACUGCUUUAGCAUGUCAGUUCAAGCUCUCAACUUGACACACUUUUCCCAAGUGAAGUAACAUCAUCAGUCACAGGCAGCUGUACCACCUGAGCUCUCACCUGGGAAUGCAGCCACAACUAGCAAUUGUCAUGGUGUAUGAAAUGAUGCAGAUUCAGAGUUUUUGACUGUUUUAAUUUGAAAGUUUACAUUUUUUAUGAUUGUGUUAGUGUGUAAUUUUUGUACCAUCAGUGGCUGGUUUUUGUCUAAAAUCUUUUUUGGAAUAUUGCUUAAUGUUUUGAUUUCAUGAUAGUGAAGCUUGUAUUCAGUGUUUUGCCAAUUAAUAUUAUAUGCUUGUAAUAAAAGCAGAAGAAAAACUUAA